AGAGAGAGAGAAUAUGGGUUCAGCAUCCGAAACCGUUUGCGUUACAGGGGCUGCUGGUUUCAUUGGAUCAUGGCUUGUCAUGAGACUCAUCGAACAUGGCUAUAAGGUUCGAGCCACCGUACGCGACCCAGCUAACAUGAAGAAGGUGAAGCAUUUGCUAGAACUGCCAGGUGCAAAUACCAACCUGACUCUCUGGAAGGCUGACCUAGCGGUAGAGGGAAGCUUUGACGAAGCCAUUAAAGGUUGCACAGGAGUUUUCCAUGUGGCUACACCCAUGGAUUUUGAGUCGAAGGACCCUGAGAACGAAGUGAUCAAGCCUACAAUAAACGGAUUACUAGACAUAAUGAAAGCAUGCGAGAAGGCUAAAACUGUGAGAAGAAUAGUAUUCACUUCCUCAGCGGGAACUGUGGACGUUACAGAGCACUCAAAAACUGUGAUCGAUGAGACCUGUUGGAGUGACGUUGACUUCUGUAGAAGGGUGAAGAUGACUGGCUGGAUGUAUUUCGUUUCAAAGACGUUAGCGGAGCAAGAAGCGUGGAAAUUUGCCAAAGAGCAUAACAUAGACUUCAUCUCAGUAAUUCCACCUCUCGUCGUUGGUCCCUUUCUUAUGCCAACAAUGCCACCUAGCCUAAUCACUGCUCUUUCACUCAUCACAGGGAAUGAGGCCCAUUACUCGAUCAUAAAGCAAGGCCAAUUUGUCCACUUAGAUGACCUUUGUCUUGGUCAUAUAUUCCUAUUUGAACAUCCAAAAGCUGAAGGGAGAUACAUAUGCUCUGCAUAUGAGACCACCAUUCAUGACAUUGCAAGAAUGAUUAACCAAAAAUACCCAGAGUACAAUGUCCCCACAAAGUUCAAGGAUAUUCCAGAUCAAUUGGAAAUUGUUAAAUUUUCUUCCAAGAAGAUCAUAGACUUGGGGUUCAAAUUUCAGUACAGCUUAGAGGACAUGUACACAGGAGCCGUUGAAACCUGCAUAGAAAAAGGGCUUCUUCCUAAACCUGAAGAAACUCCAGUUAGUGGCAUCACGCAGAAAUAAAUAUGGUUUCGUGUUUUUGGGCCCCUGAAGAUGUCUUUGGAUCUUGC
This is a messenger RNA of Gastrolobium bilobum, 1080 nucleotides long. RefSeq names its product dihydroflavonol 4-reductase-like. The transcript is spliced from 6 exons. Bases 14 to 1033 code for a protein of 339 amino acids. NCBI's taxonomy places the organism in Eukaryota, Viridiplantae, Streptophyta, Magnoliopsida, Fabales, Fabaceae. Gene Ontology annotation, molecular function: dihydroflavanol 4-reductase activity. The record is from RefSeq and is a predicted model, not a curated record. Gene Ontology annotation, biological process: anthocyanin-containing compound biosynthetic process.